Molecule: messenger RNA, 726 nt
Organism: Eruca vesicaria subsp. sativa (arugula)
Lineage: Eukaryota; Viridiplantae; Streptophyta; Magnoliopsida; Brassicales; Brassicaceae
Source: the annotation of a GenBank genome assembly
AAGCAUUAGCCGUCGCUGCCGCUCUAUCAUCUCCUCCUCAUCCUACAUUCUUUACCUCCCGGGAGCAAAACAGCAGCCAUGGCGGAACAGACAGAGAAGGCUUUUCUAAAGCAACCUAAGGUCUUCCUCAGCUCGAAGAAAUCCGGCAAGGGGAAGCGACCUGGAAAGGGUGGAAACAGAUUCUGGAAAAGCAUUGGCUUAAACUUCAAGACUCCUCGCGAUGCCAUUGAAGGAACUUACAUUGACAAGAAAUGUCCCUUCACUGGAACUGUUUCGAUUAGAGGUCGUAUCUUAGCUGGUACUUGCCACAGUGCCAAGAUGCAAAGGACCAUUAUCGUGCGAAGGAAUUACCUUCACUUUGUCAAGAAGUAUCAGAGGUAUGAGAAGAGGCAUUCUAACAUCCCAGCGCAUGUCUCUCCGUGCUUCCGUGUCAAGGAAGGAGACCAUGUCAUCAUCGGACAAUGCAGGCCAUUGUCCAAGACUGUGAGGUUCAAUGUGUUGAAGGUGAUACCAGCUGGUGCUUCUGCUUUCUCAAAGAAAGCUUUCACUGGAAUGUAAUGGUUGUCUUUUCAUGUUAGUUGUAUGUUUUUGGAUAGAGCUGAACUCGGUUUGUUACCCUUUUUAUUUAUGGAGAAAUUUCACUUUGAGUUUUCAAUAUUUAAUGUUUUAAUGUAUUGAGAUUUUGUUACUUGUUAUAGCAUUUUUAUCCCAGUUUUGAGAUAUUCG